Zophobas morio is the source of this 1588-nucleotide messenger RNA. It is a transcript of the gene cn, whose product is annotated as kynurenine 3-monooxygenase. Gene Ontology annotation, molecular function: kynurenine 3-monooxygenase activity; FAD binding. The record is from RefSeq and is a predicted model, not a curated record. NCBI's taxonomy places the organism in Eukaryota, Metazoa, Arthropoda, Insecta, Coleoptera, Tenebrionidae. The transcript has 6 exons. Gene Ontology annotation, biological process: L-tryptophan catabolic process; quinolinate biosynthetic process. Gene Ontology annotation, cellular component: mitochondrial outer membrane. The coding region runs from base 239 to 1579 and encodes 446 amino acids.
AAAGCCUUGGACUUGUGUAACCGGCAGCAUUAUUUAAUGAAGGAUUUAGAGUUCAGUUACGUAAAAAAACCGUAGCGAUUAAGUAUUGCUGAAAUUUAAGUUUACACUGGGAUUAAUUAACAGAAGGGAAAGAAACCCAAAUGAAAUCCAACACUAACGAGAUUACAGUACAUAUCAAGUGUCUUGAGCUAGAAACCUUUAAACGUAACUUCAGUCCUCCGCCAGCUUUUACAACAAAAUGACCACUAAUAAUGACAUUCAGACCGUAAUUGUUGUCGGUGGCGGUUUGGUUGGAUCUUUGUGUGCUAUUUUUAUGGCUAAGAAGGGAUACCAUGUUACAGUUUUCGAAUACAGAGAAGAUAUAAGAUGUGCACAGUUACUUCGUGGAAGAUCGAUCAAUAUGUCACUAUCUAAUAGGGGAAGAAGGGCACUGUCUGCUGUAGGGCUUGAAAACUUGAUCAUUGGUAACGCAAUCCCAAUGAAAGGGAGACUUUUGCACGACUUGGAAGGAAAAACCAAAAGCGUUGCUUACGAUCCCACAACUGGCCAAUGCAUUUAUUCAAUCAGCCGAAAUUAUCUAAACAGAACUUUACUCACGGAACUGGAAAACCACUCAAACGUCAAGAUCUUCUUCCACCACAGACUCAUCAGUGCGAAUUUUGACGACGAGACGAUCACAGUUUUGAAUUUAAAGUCGCAAGAAGUUGAGACUCACAGUGCUGAUUUGAUCAUCGGAGCCGACGGCGCCUACAGCACUCUGCGCCGCUUCAUGCAGCAAACUCCGCUUUUCGAGUUCAGUCAAACCUACAUCAAACACGGCUACCUCGAGCUGAAAAUUCCACCAAAAAAUGGGCACAAAAUGCUCCCAAACCAUCUACACAUCUGGCCAAGAGGCGAGUUCAUGAUGAUCGCGUUACCCAACCAAGACAAGUCCUGGACUGUUACCUUAUUCAUGCCUUUUGUCAACUUCAAAAUUUUGAAAAACAGCCACCAGUUGAUACAAUUUUUCAAAGUGACGUUUCCUGACGCCGUACAGCUGAUUGGAGAAGAGUUACUUGUUUCUGAUUUUUUUAAAGUGAAACCGUCGCCUUUGGUUUCUAUAAAGUGUAAUCCGUAUCAUGUGGGGCGGAAAUUUUUGAUUGUUGGUGAUGCGGCCCAUGCCAUGGUGCCUUUCUACGGGCAAGGUAUGAAUGCCGGGUUCGAAGAUUGUUUUAUUUUGGAUGAUAUACUGUAUGCGAAUAAAAAUGAUAUUGGGUCUUCUGUGGAAGAGUUUAGUAAGAAGCGUACAGAGGAUGCGUUUGCUAUUUGUGACCUGGCUAUGUAUAAUUAUGUGGAAAUGAGGGAUUUGGUGACCAGACGGUCCUACCAUUUGAGAAAGUUGCUUGAUGAGGUUCUGUUUAAACUGUUUCCGAUGAACUGGAUUCCUCUUUAUAAUUCUGUUACUUUUUCUGGGAUGAGCUACAAAAAAUGUAUUAAGAAUAGGGAGUGGCAAAAUAUGGUUAUUCAAAGAACAUUCCUUGGAAUUAUUAUUGGUGUUGUAGGCAUACUUUUGUAUUUGUUUAGAAUUUGGUGGUACUAGGAGAAAUUA